Neocloeon triangulifer is the source of this 2550-nucleotide messenger RNA. RefSeq lists its product as uncharacterized. The coding region runs from base 461 to 1018 and encodes 185 amino acids. The record is from RefSeq and is a predicted model, not a curated record. The transcript has 2 exons. NCBI's taxonomy places the organism in Eukaryota, Metazoa, Arthropoda, Insecta, Ephemeroptera, Baetidae.
ACUUCAUGGCUUUUGAAUUAAAAAUUAAGAAUUAUGCUGCUGAACUUGCACUUCAAUUCCGUCUCUCCCGAUUAUUUUAAAUUAAUCUCCAAAAUACAUGGAUUUUAAUUUCAAAUAUUCUGGACCUUAUACAAUACUGAUUUUUUUUUAAUUUUAUUAUUAUUGCGCCUUUACUUUUCACUUGUUCAUUACACUUCCUUUUGUUUUGUUGGUUGCACUAAUCUUCCUCUUUCAGCCUUCUCCGUACUUCCUAAUUCCCCUCGCUCAUAUACAUCUUCCUGAAUCAGCAUUUUUAGCGCGACUCAAGAAUCGAGCGAGUUCACAUAUCACUUUCAGUCAUUGUCGCAUUUUUCAUUACUUUAUCACACGUCUUCCUGGCAACGGAGUCAGACGCGUCCCUUCAGAAUUUUUGAUUCAAACGUUCUUUCUCCGAGUUUCCGUCUAAUUUCAAUCCUCACUCAUGAUGCGCAUCUACGUACUACGGUCCGAGAGCUUCAGGAUUUGCCGCCUCGACUCCCAAUGCUACCGGACGGGGCAGCGGCUGGAAUCAUACAUCAACUUCGCGGCGGCGGGACAAAGUUUCUUCUUGACGGACUAUUUUCGAGCGCACCUCCGCAGCCUUCUACGAGACGCACAGGUCUUUUCUACUUCCAACCCGACUGCUCUCGAGUCCCUGUUGGACGAGACCCGAGAGGUGGUAGUCGCUCACCUGGCACGCAUCUCCUACUCCGCUCAGCUCCUUCUGACUCUGUUUGACACACUCGUAUCUGUCCUUGACGCGGGCCAACCCAACAUCGGCCGCAACCUCGCCCGUCAAUUCCUCGCCAGGCUCCAGACAUUCUGCGAAUUGUUGAGUCCGUACCUUGCCUUCCUCCAGGCCGAAUUGGACACAGCUCAAGCGGCAUUGCCUCCCGAUGUCCAGUUUUCCCCCCCCUCAUCGGAGGAUGAAUGGGAGCCCGACGAAUACGUGGCCACACUGCCCCUCUCGCCUCCGUCCUCCGAUCUCGAGGACUGGUGAAAUGUGUCCUGCUGUCCUGCCGUUCCGCCGUCCAGCCGCCGCUCCGCCGCCACAUCCCACCAUCAGACGUGACGCCGUUGUCCUUCGGCCGAAGACUAAACCAACGUGUAGGACACUCAGUGCGUCGAUUUAUCCCUUUUUGAUUUUUUGUUAAUUUGCAUUCUCUGUAUUUAACUUUAGUUCGGUGCUCUUAUUUCCUUCCUUAUUUUUGGUAAUUUAGUCUCCUUUUAUUACCCUGACGUCUCUCGCUCUCCAGUAUUUAAAUUUUGCUCGAAGUCCCUAAUUUUUUUUCUCUCUCUCCGUCUAUUUGACCAUCGCUAUUUUUUUAUUCCCUUUGUUAUUUUUUUUUUUACUUUGCAUUUUAUUUUUACAUGGUCAACAUUCCUUUUUAUCUAAUUUUUUUUUAUUUUUAUUUAUUUCUUUAAUUUUUUCCGAAUUUAUUUUGUACUCAGGGCUGGACACCCUGUCGCACACCUCUUCCUUCCCGUCAAUGGAAUUUUUCCGUGUUCCCCUUUUUCUCGAAUUACGUUCUUUUCCGCUAUUCCUGUUUCGGUUGUGGUGCGGGCUCCAACCCCUUUUAUAUUCCGGCUAACACACCCCAAAACCCUUUCGAUCCAUAUGUUCGUUUUGGACUGAGGUCCUCUCGCUUUGUGCAAGGGCUCGUAAACGAGCGCGGCUGACCACCGCUGUGGGCUUCCUCCACCCACGACUUUGCUCCCCUUGGCACAAUUACGAGGGUCCGCCAGUCCAGUCGGAUAUCAAAAAUUUUGCUUAUACAAAAAAAAAAUUUUUUUUUUCCACAACACUAUUUACACAUUCGUCCCAAACAAAAUAAAACUAAAAUUUUAAAUUCCCCAAAUAAGCCGGGGGGAGGGGGUGGGUACCUCACCCCAACUAAUCGGUUGAAGCAAUUAAAAUCUUUCCCAUCUCAAAUAAAUAUUCCAAAAUUAAUAACAUUGCGGAAAAUUCCAUUACGGCGAUUCGUAAAUUCAGUAUUCUUAAUCAUAAUUAAGUAAGAGGAUAAUAUUCAUUUACAAAUAUUAAAUAACUUAUUUAUUCGAGCAAGGCAACAUUUUUCAAUAUUAACAAGUCCUAAAAGUAACUUCUUAUUUUUUUAUUUGUUUUUGUUCUUUCCCUAAAUUCGAGAGGGGGAGAUGUCAGGAUUUGAAUUAGUGCGCUCCCCAGUAAAUUAGUGAUAAAUUACUCCCACUCACCGGGAGCGCACAAUAAGCAAAAAUGAGCACCUAGUAUGUGAUGAGUGACGGCGGCGUCACUCAUCACCACGGGACGAACCCACGCGGACGUUCUCAAGUAUCACCUCCGUUAAAGGUAUUUAUGUAAUAACUGUCUUUGGAUAUUUAAUAAUAACAAUGUCUUCCCUGGGUAUCACAUUUGUUUAAUUGACUAUUCCCAUAGGAUCUAGCACCGUCAGGGCGUAACCCUGACAACUGACAACUGUAUUUUUUCGCAAAUCCCCGGCACACCUGACACUUGUCGUAAUUAAAAAAUUCCUUUUCGUGCCGAGCAUCAAU